Molecule: messenger RNA, 1233 nt
Organism: Chanos chanos (milkfish)
Lineage: Eukaryota; Metazoa; Chordata; Actinopteri; Gonorynchiformes; Chanidae
Gene: pax2a
Product: paired box 2a
Exons: 11
Coding region: 1-1233 (410 amino acids)
Biological process (GO): anatomical structure development; regulation of transcription by RNA polymerase II
Molecular function (GO): DNA-binding transcription factor activity, RNA polymerase II-specific; RNA polymerase II cis-regulatory region sequence-specific DNA binding
Source: RefSeq, a predicted model, not a curated record
AUGGAUAUUCACUGCAAAGCAGACCCCUUCACAGCGAUGCACCUAUCCCAUGUAGGGCAUGGGGGUGUGAACCAGCUAGGCGGGGUGUUUGUUAAUGGCAGACCCCUACCUGACGUGGUGAGGCAAAGAAUCGUGGAGCUCGCGCACCAAGGUGUCAGGCCCUGUGACAUCUCCAGACAACUACGGGUCAGCCAUGGCUGUGUCAGCAAAAUUCUCGGCAGAUAUUACGAGACCGGCAGUAUUAAACCUGGAGUUAUUGGGGGAUCCAAACCAAAAGUGGCGACUCCCAAAGUUGUGGAUAAAAUUGCAGAAUAUAAGCGUCAGAACCCUACCAUGUUCGCCUGGGAGAUCAGAGAUCGGCUUUUGGCUGAGGGCGUUUGUGACAACGACACUGUCCCAAGCGUGUCAUCUAUCAACAGGAUAAUUCGGACCAAAGUUCAGCAGGCUUUUCAUCCGUCACCAGACGGUACAGGAGCUUCCCUCACAACAGCAGGCCACACUAUAGUGCCCAGUACAACUUCUCCGCCAGUGUCAAGCGCCUCCAAUGACCCUGUGGGUUCCUACUCUAUCAACGGCAUCCUCGGAAUCCCACGUUCCAACGGCGAAAAGAGAAAACGUGAGGAUGUUCACUGGAGUGGCUACCGCUUGGAUGGGAGGAGUGUAGGAUAUUAUGCGUCCGACGGCUCCGGUCCAAACAGUGAUUCUCAGGGCAGCGUGGAGAGUUUACGGAAGCACCUAAGGGCCGACGCCUUCACUCAACAGCAGCUGGAGGCUUUGGACCGGGUCUUUGAGCGGCCGUCAUAUCCCGAUGUCUUCCCCACAUCAGAACACAUCAAACCAGAGCAGGCAAACGAGUACUCACUACCAGCACUGAACCCCGGACUGGACGAGGUCAAGCCAAGUCUAUCGACCAGUUCCAGCUCAGAACUGGGCUCCAGCGUAUCGCAGAGUUACCCCGUAGUGACAGGUCGAGACAUGGCAAGCACAACUUUACCAGGAUAUCCACCUCACGUCCCCCCCACUGGGCAGGGCACCUACCCCACCUCAACACUCGCUGGAAUGGUCCCCGGAAGUGAUUUUUCAGGAAAUCCUUACUCUCACCCACAAUACACAACCUAUAAUGAGGCUUGGAGGUUCAGCAAUCCAGCAUUACUAAGUUCCCCUUAUUAUUAUAGUGCCGCAUCCAGGGGCUCGGCCCCUCCCACUGCUGCCGCCGCCUAUGACCGCCACUAG